AUUAUGACAUGUUCCAGUCUUGUUCAUUUCAGAAAUGUUUUAGAACGGAACGCAGUCCCGUCAAAAAUGGCCUCUAUGUUCAGUGUUUUGCUGCGAAAAUCCGCAAAUUUGGGCCAAAUAGCGGCCUUAACAAAGAAUUUACCAGCCCUUUAUAAUGUGAACAGCCAACGUAACGCACAUAGAUGGAUGCCAGAUGCGGAGUAUGUGAAGCAGUUCGAGGGGGCCGUCAUGUACCCUGACGAUGUCACCUCGCUGCUGAAACAUCCACCUUACCACGGUGUGGUGGCUCCCGGAGAGAAGCAAGUGAAGAAUAUGGUCCUCAACUUCGGACCUCAACAUCCGGCCGCUCACGGAGUGUUGCGAUUGGUGCUUGAGCUGGACGGAGAAACGGUCCGCGCAGCAGAUCCUCACAUCGGCCUCCUCCACCGGGGCACGGAGAAGCUGAUAGAAUACAAGACGUACACCCAGGCGCUGCCUUACUUCGACCGACUGGACUAUGUGUCCAUGAUGUGUAAUGAGCAAUGCUACAGCUUGGCCGUUGAGAAGUUGCUCAACAUUGAUAUACCGCUGAGGGCUAAAUAUAUUCGAACUCUCUUCGCUGAAAUAACUCGUCUAUUAAACCACAUCAUGGCAGUUGGUACCCACGCGCUUGACGUGGGUGCCCUUACUCCUUUCUUCUGGCUGUUCGAGGAGCGAGAGAAAAUGAUGGAGUUCUAUGAAAGAGUCAGCGGAGCCAGGAUGCACGCUGCCUAUAUUAGACCGGGAGGAGUUUCCCUUGACAUGCCAUUAGGUCUCAUGGAUGACAUCUACGAGUUUUCAUCCAAAUUCGCGGAGCGUUUGGAUGAGGUGGAAGAUGUCCUGACAACCAACAGGAUCUGGGUGCAGAGGACUAAGGAUAUCGGUGUCGUCACCGCCCAGGAUGCUCUCAAUUACGGCUUCAGCGGUGUGAUGCUCCGCGGGUCGGGCAUCAAAUGGGACCUGCGCAAGUCGCAGCCGUACGACGCGUACCAUCUGGUAGACUUCGACGUACCUAUUGGUACCAACGGGGACUGCUAUGACAGAUACCUGUGCCGCGUGGAGGAGAUGCGUCAGUCGCUCCGCAUCAUCGACCAGUGCCUCAACCAGAUGCCCCCCGGGGAGGUCAAGACGGACGAUGCCAAGCUCACGCCACCCUCGCGCGAGGAGAUGAAGACGUCAAUGGAGGCCCUCAUCCACCACUUCAAGUUGUUCACGCAAGGCUACCAGGUGCCCCCAGGGUCCACGUACACCGCUGUAGAGGCUCCGAAGGGAGAGUUCGGGAUCUACCUCGUCUCUGACGGAGGAUCCAAGCCUUACAGAUGCAAGAUCAAGGCGCCCGGCUUCGCUCACCUGGCUGCUCUAGAGAAAGUCGGCAAAAACUCCAUGUUAGCAGAUAUCGUUGCUAUCAUCGGCACCCUCGACGUGGUCUUUGGAGAAAUUGACCGAUAA
This is a messenger RNA of Spodoptera littoralis (African cotton leafworm), 1467 nucleotides long. NCBI's taxonomy places the organism in Eukaryota, Metazoa, Arthropoda, Insecta, Lepidoptera, Noctuidae. The record is from the annotation of a GenBank genome assembly.